GGCCGCAGCUGAGUCACUGCCAAGAGCGGGCCCGGCAGGUGGCGGACAGGCUUGUCAGAGCCAGGAAGAGCAGCUGCCGCCGGCGCCUCCGGGAGCUGGCUGAGAGCAAGUCCGCAGGCCCGAGGAGGAGCCGAGGGCAGCGCAGUGACUGUCGCGGGUGUCAUUCUGGACGCAGGAAAAUUCAGCCACCUACCCAAACAAUAUGAAGAUUUCCUAUGUUGAACCUGCCAUUCUCCUUAACUCCUUUGCUCUGUCUUUGAUCUCUCCACUGACGACACAAUACCUGUAUAGGAGAAUAUGGGAAGAAACAAGCAACUACAGCUUUGCCCUUGAUAACAAUAUUUCUGAGUGUGACAAAAACAAAAGCAGCCCAAUUUUUGCAGUCCAGAAGGAAGUUCAGGAAAAAGUGUCUUUAUUUAGCCUACAGAUGGAGAUAAGUGGUUUAAUUCCUGGCCUGUUGUCUACGUUCAUUCUUCUAUCUAGUAGUGAUCGCUAUGGGCGAAAAUUCCCUAUGAUUUUAUCUUCCGUUGGUGCUCUUGCAACCAGCAUUUGGAUCUAUUUGCUGUCCUACUUUGCCUUUCCAUUCCAGCUUUUGAUUGCAUCUACCUUCAUUGGUGCAUUUUGUGGCAAUUAUACAACAUUUUAUGGAGCUUGCUUUGCCUAUAUAGUUGAUCAGUGUAAAGAAUCCAAACAAAAAACAAUUCGAAUAGCUAUAAUUGAUUUUAUGCUUGGACUCGUUACUGGACUAACAGGACUGUCAUCUGGCUAUUUUAUUAGAGAACUAGGUUUUGUAUGGUCAUUUUUAAUUAUUGCUAUAGUUCUUACUGUUAACUUGACAUAUAUUUUAUUUUUACUUGAUAAUCCAAUGAAAGAGUCUUCAACUCAGAAUGUUACCAUAUCAUGUAGUGAAGGCUUUAAAGACCUAUUUUACCGAACUUACAUACUUUUUAAAAAUGCUUCUGGUAAGCAACGGCUUUUGCUCUGUUUGUUACUUUUUACAAUGAUCACUUUUUUCUUCGUAAUAAGUGGCAUUUCCCCAGUUUUUAUUCUUUAUGAAUUGGGUCCCCCACUCUGCUGGAAUGAAAUUUUUAUAGGUUAUGGAUCAGCUUUGAGUAGUAUCUCCUUUUUGAGUAGCUUCCUAGGAAUUUGGCUUUUUUCUUAUUGCAUGGAAGAUAUUCAUAUGGCCGUCAUUGGAAUUUUUACCACCAUAGCAGGAAUGGCCACAGCUGCUUUUGCUAGAACUACACUGAUGAUGUUUUUAGUCCGGGUGCCAUUCCUUUUCACUAUUAUGCCACUCUCUGCCCUGCGAUCCAUGUUGUCAAAAGUAGUCCGUCCUACUGAACAAGGUACCCUGUUUGCUUGUAUCGCGUUCUUAGAAACACUUGGUGGAGUCACUGCAGUUUCUGCUUUUAAUGGAAUUUAUUCAGCCACAGUUGCUUGGUACCCUGGCUUCACUUUCCUGCUGUCUGCUGGCCUGUUGUUCAUUCCAGUGAUCAGUCUAUGGGCUGUCAAAUGCAUAAACUGGAGGGAGGAGAGCAACGCACUUCUUGUACAGGAAGAGUCCAGUGAUGACACUUCAGACAGAUGACUGUGUACAGUGAUACACCCAUCAUAUACUGAGACUCCUGAAGAAUACAGACUAACUGCACGAUCAGUGCUUCAUUAAUAGUCAAUAUUACAUAUCCUUCCUUUCUCAUAAACCCGACAAUCGGAGAAACAGCACCUGGCUUUCGCUUUGAGCACUUUGUGCCCACCAUGCACUCUAUUUCCAACACAAGGAAGAACAAUCCUCAAAACACUUUGCACUUUUGGACUUACAAAGAAACCACAACUAAAAAGUGGAAGGAGGGAUUAAGAAACUGACAUGGUCAAAAGCAAUAAUUUCGCUGACAUACUCUAGUCUCUCAUGCUGAAACCCAAGGAGAAGAUUUUUACCUCAGUUUCUUCACUGGCAAAACAGGUUUCUGACCUGUCUCAGGGAUUUUGAAGGUACAAUGAAAAAUUAUAUUGAGUAACUCAAUGAUAUGAAAAUAAUGGUGUAAAUUACAAAUAUUUAUCAUUUUGUCUAUUCCUGAGUAUUGCUUUGUUUCAUGGAGCCCAUCAAGGUACAAGCAAUAGACAAAGCCUUUAAUAGUACAAGAUUUUUAAAAGAGAAGCACUUUAAAGCAUAAUCAUGUCACACAGGGGUCACUGGGGAAACAUAAGACUAUAGAUAAAACUGUCCUAAAUAAAUUUAAAAUCUGA
Marmota flaviventris (yellow-bellied marmot) is the source of this 2244-nucleotide messenger RNA. RefSeq names its product solute carrier family 46 member 3 (gene Slc46a3). Gene Ontology annotation, molecular function: transmembrane transporter activity. Lineage: Eukaryota; Metazoa; Chordata; Mammalia; Rodentia; Sciuridae. Gene Ontology annotation, biological process: vacuolar transmembrane transport. Gene Ontology annotation, cellular component: lysosomal membrane. The record is from RefSeq and is a predicted model, not a curated record.